UAUCUGAGCCAUUUUUUUUAUUACACUUUGUAAAUGUCGGUUCUGGCUGGGUGGGUUUUGUUUUCAUUUUUCAAUGGUUUUUCAAUUAAAACCAAACAAAGAAAUUAUUAAAUAUUAAAUGAAACCUUCAGAUGUAAAAUAGAAUGGCUAAUCAUUAUGAGGUUCCCAAUUGGGCUGGUAAACCACCCGUUGGUUUGCAUUUAGAUGUGUUAAAAGGUGACAAAUUAAUACAGAAAUUGAUGGUUGAUGAGAAGAAAUGUUACUUGUUCGGUCGCAAUCAGCAAAUGAACGAUUUUUGCAUUGAUCAUGCUUCCUGUUCUCGAGUUCACUCAGCCCUAGUGUACCAUAAACAUCUAAAUAGGGCAUUUUUAGUCGAUUUAGGAAGCACCCAUGGAACAUAUAUUGGCAAUAUGCGAUUGGAGAGUAAUAAACCGACUCAACUGCCAAUCGACAGUACAUUUCACUUUGGAGCUUCGACUCGUUACUACAUAAUUAGAGAACGACCUCAAACGGGCAAUCGGACAAUAAUAGAUGAAUUGGAAAAGUCCUCUGAGGACAACGAGGCUGGUGGCUUGCUGGGUUUGCCGGAAACGGAAACAGAGCUCGAUAACCUUACGGAAUUUAACACAGCACACAAUCGUCGUAUAUCGAUGUUGGGAAUCACUGAUGACGAUGUUCACAAGCCAACGAGAAAACGAAAGAAAAAGGGCAUUUCUUUUAACGACGACGAGGAAGUCAUUAAUCCCGAGGACGUGGAUCCUUCAGUUGGCAAAUUUCGCAACCUCAUUCAAACUACAGUCGUACCCAGCAAAAGAAUGCGAAUGGAGGGUGGUUUAAUAUCAUUGUCGGAAGAUAAUCACAACAGCAUGAAGCACUUUCAACCCACUUCCACAACUCCUCAUCUUUACAAUGAUCUUCCCCCCGAACAAUAUUCCUCGAAUAUUUCAAGUAAUCCAUUUACAUCCGGACUGACCUCAUUAACCUCGCGUCUCGGUAUCGCGCUUCCAAAUCCCGCGCCGGAAGUGGAAAUGACACAAAAUCCAAUGCAGACAGAGACGAUUCAGAUGCAGGAGAAUCCGGGGCCAGCCGAAGGUCAAACAUUGGAGCCAAAAAAGAAAAAGUACGCGAAGGAAGCUUGGCCUGGGAAGAAAACUCUGCCGACGCUUCUCGUGUAAUAUUCUUGAAAUUAAUGAUCGAAUUCUAGCCGAAGUUGUGGUGAAUUUCAUCUUUUUAUCCAGCGGACGCAAAAAAAAUCAUAAAAAUUCGAAAAAUGUCCUUGGGUCGUUCCUAGGACGUCCUAUGUCGGCCCAUAAAGAUCUCAAAGAUUUUUUUUAUGCCCGAAAGAUGUUCCGAAGACGUCUUCCCAGUGGACACGAAACCAUGAAAAUUCCAAUAAAGUCCUUGGGUCGUUCCUAGGGCGUCCUAUGUCGGCCCAUAAGCAUCUCAAAGAUUUUUUUAUGCCCGGAAGAUGUUCCGAAGACGUCUUCCCAGUGGACACGAAACCAUGAAAAUUCCAAUAACGUCCUUGGGUCGUUCCUAGGACGUCCUAUGUCGGCCCAAUCAAUUUUUUUUUCAUUUUUUUGCCCAUUGGGUACUUGUACAUAAGACAUUUGAGUAUUGAGGGGGGCGGGGGGGAGUCUGCACUUGUGCCCUACUUUAAGUUGUAGUUUUAUUAGGACUCAAAAAUAUUUUAAAGUUUCUCCGUGUUUAUUGAAUGUCUUAAGUCUGCUUAGAAAUUAAAUAUUCGAUUUAUACAGUUUUAGUCAUUUGCCGGGCAUAAUAUAUUUAUUGGAUUUACAAUUUUUUUUUUGUAUUUUUUUUAAAUAUCGUGCCUAGUUUUUGUCACAGCCUCUGAUGGAAUAAAGCAAAUUUAAUUAUCAACAGAAUUAUUUAUCACAAGAUGGGAAAGCUUAUUUUUGAUGGAUUUAUUAUAUUAGUUAUUAAAUAAGGUGAUAUCUAAUGUCAAAUCCUAUAUUGCGAUUUCUUAUGACGUUUGUGAUUAAUUGUAAAUAAUUAUAAGAUGAAUGGAAAUUUAAUUCAAUUUAGUUGAUAAUGCAUUUGUAGCCUAAUCUAUAAAUAAAUUCUUCUAUCUUCGAAGGAAAAA
This is a messenger RNA of Belonocnema kinseyi, 2104 nucleotides long. It is a transcript of the gene NiPp1, whose product is annotated as nuclear inhibitor of protein phosphatase 1. NCBI's taxonomy places the organism in Eukaryota, Metazoa, Arthropoda, Insecta, Hymenoptera, Cynipidae. The transcript has 6 exons. Gene Ontology annotation, molecular function: mRNA binding; protein binding; protein serine/threonine phosphatase inhibitor activity. Gene Ontology annotation, cellular component: nuclear speck. The coding region runs from base 144 to 1175 and encodes 343 amino acids. The record is from RefSeq and is a predicted model, not a curated record.